Molecule: messenger RNA, 1386 nt
Organism: Aspergillus japonicus CBS 114.51
Lineage: Eukaryota; Fungi; Ascomycota; Eurotiomycetes; Eurotiales; Aspergillaceae
Exons: 3
Coding region: 37-954 (305 amino acids)
Source: RefSeq, a predicted model, not a curated record
GUGUUUCUGUUCGCAACCUGCGGUCUCAAUUUGACCAUGAUUCACUACGGCAUGGGCCGCCAUGCAGACGAGCUACCAAGCGCGAACGUCACGAAAAUUGCCAAGCUGCUCAUGGCGUUCGAGUGCGUCUACUGCACAACAGUAGGAAUCAUCAAAGUGUCCAUCCUCCUCAUGUACGCGCGCAUCUUCCCCACGCGGAACUUCCGGCUGGCCGCCAUCAUCCUCGGCGGCAUCGCGGUCGGCUGGGUGCUGGCCAUCAUCUGCGUGAGCGUGUUCCAGUGCGACCCGAUCGCCAAGGCCUGGAACCCGACUCUUCCGGGCAGUUGCAUCAACCUCAAGGGAUCCUUCAUCGGCAACGCGGUGCCGAACAUUGUGACCGAUGUGGCCAUCCUCUCGCUGCCGGUGCACGUGGUCUGGGGGCUGCACGCCUCCCUCACGCAUCGAUUGUCGGUGAUCACAGUAUUUCUGCUAGGCAGUUUGUACGUUUCCUUCCACCCGAACCUCCAAAAUCUCGCACACCUUCACCACCCCUCAAUCCUACCAACCACCUCUAUCUCUAGGGGAGAUCAUAGGUCAGGCCAGCGAUGGCAUACGCUGACACGCAUAUCACGCCCGCAAAAACAGCGUCGUAUUCACCAGCGCCUACCGCUUCUCCACGCUCUUCCAAUUCGAGCCCGCGGACACCACCUGGACGCUCGCCAAGGCAUGCACCUGGUGCCUGAUCGAGUGCGCAAGCGGGAUCAUCUCCGGCUGUCUGCCGACCCUGCGGCCGCUGUUCGUGGCGCUCUCGUCCACGUUCGCGAGCAGCGUCGGCGCCUCGGGCGCGCGCACCACGGGCACCGAGGGCAAGGGCUCCGAGCUGCAGAGCUUCGAAGGCGCCAACCGGAUCCUGCGGCCGCCUGGCGAGCACCUGUCCAAGCAGCUCGUGUCGCUGGAUGUCAGCCAGCGGGAUGACGCGUCCGGGGAUGAGGUGCCGCUAAAUACGAUCCGCGUACAGCGCGACAUCACUUGGCAGGAGACGAGAAAGGUGAGCUCGCGAGGGUGGAGAUGAUGAUGAUACUGAGACUCCUAACUGGACACAAUGAGAAGUGGUAUGGUUGAUCAGGCGGGUCACACCACUAUUGACCGGGUGGAUUGGACUCGAAGACAUACAGCCCCGACGGUUCGACGGAUCGAGUGGACUCUCAAAUACGAUCAACAGGAACUCUCAAUGCAUCUGUCCAAAUGUGUAAUGUAGAUAAAAGUAUCCAUGAUGUCUGUUCCGGUAGGCCCGAGCCGCGGACGAGCCAUGGAAGGCGACAUUUCUGCCAUCUCUUUCCGCUCUACAGCUGACCUUCUGAUCAUCGUCUGAGAUUCAGAACAGACUGUCUCUUACUUGAUAGUUCA